UGUUCCAUUUUCAGAGGAAACUAUUAUGAAGGUUUAGAAGACAAGAUUCUGCUUGCUGCUGAAGUAAAAAAAAAAAUCUUUAUAAACAAGAUCUUGAAGUUCAAGUGUAACAUCACUAAUUUUGUUUUUAGAACAAGCUAAAAGCUCUCAUUUUGGAAGACAAAAUGAUUGUGGGUGGGGGUUUUUACUUAAUGUUAGAAAAAAUUAUAUAAGUCAUUUUUGCAGGCCAAUUAAUAUUCACAUUUGUUGCUUUUAAUGGUAGUAUUCUAUUUUCAUAGUAAGCUUAUGUGAAUUGAGGAAAGACAUAAAGUGCUUGCAAAGAUCAGGGAUUUAAUUGAUGUAAAAAUAUGUGUUCUGAUUUGAUGAACAAAUGAUAUUAAGAUAUCCCUGAAAUAAAAUUUGGUUUCUAGUCUUUGAAUAGCCACUCUAAUCCAGAAUAGCAUUCAGUUUUCUGGUGUGAUCUGACCCUUUCUUUUUCCUGUGUUGACUCUUUUUAUUAAAAUACUGAGUAUUUAUUUAAAAUGACAAAGAAAUUACAACUAGAAUAAUACCCCAUAUUUUUUUUAUGUAUUUGGAUCUUUUCUGCUUACAAAAAAUACUUUUAUCAUGAACUGUGGAAAUACUUUUGUGGAAACUCUUAAGAAAAUUGGAUAUCCAAAAGCUGAUGAGCUUGAUGGAGAUGAUUUUGACUGGCUGUUUGAGUUUUUCGAAGAUAAAGUAUUUCUGGAGUGGUUUUGUGGAAAUGUAAAUGAGCAGCAUGUGGUAUCUGAAAAAGAACUGCAGGAUUUUGAUAAUCUUCUUGAGUCUGGUAAACCCAUUUUGGAAGGAAAUGCACUAGAUGAAGUCCUUAAAACUUUGAAGCCCAUGGAUUCGAAGAACAGUAGCCAAGAGGAGGAGGAGGAAGAAGAGGAACUGAAGAAAUUAGAGGAUGAGCUUCAAGCUCUUCAGAAGUUAAAAAAACUUCAAAUAUAUCGUCAUAAUAAGCUUCAAAUGAUGGUUUCUGUCAAUAGCCAUAUGCUGCAAACAGUAAAAAUCAAAGAAAAAGAGGCACAUAAGGAUUUGAGAAAAGGACUGCAAGUGUUUACUGCAGCAAAUAAUACGCUUAAUAAUGAACUGCUGUCUCUCAUAGAUGCAGCUAAGAAACUGGCCUCUUUCUUCACUGCUUCAGAUUCAGAACAAGGGUCAGGUCUACAGCCAGUGUUUUUUUCCCAACUUCCUUUGGACAAAUAUUUGUCUCAGGAAGAACAAAGCACUGCAGCACUUGCCUCAUACAUGAGAAACCAUUUUUAUCAAGGUAUGUCUGAAUGGGUUGAAAAUUCAGACAAAGGCAGCUUUCAGCUUGCAGAUAGAAGCAAACAAGUCACUUGUGAUGAGACUAAUGAAGUUUGUGAAGAGAGUCAAGAGAUGGUCAGGCUCCAGACAGCAUAUGUUUGUGCUCAAUGUCAGCUAAUGCGGAUGAAAUCUAAAGAGGAGAGCAUGAAUUCAGCUAUAAAAUGUGCAGAGAGGAUGCUGAAGUCCUUAAACAAGGAUUUUGGAAAACAAGAAAACCUUGAUGCCAAAAUAUCUAGUUUAAAUUAUGACAUUUCAACGAUUAAACAAGAUGUAAUUCGGAUGAGCAAUGAAGAGCUACUUCCCCUUCUGAAAGAGAAUGCACAACAUUUGUGCGCGCCAGUGGUGAAAGGGUACUUGGAUUGUCAGAUUGCUCAGCAUGAUAAUUAUGCUUCAAGACAAGAUAAAAUAUGCAAGCACUUGAUAAGACAAAAAGCAUCAUUUGAACUUAUUGAGCUAGCCUAUGAAAUGGAGUUGAAGAAACACAAGGAGAUAUGCUGUCAGCUUGAGGAUUUGGUAAAAUCUCUGGAACAGAGCAGUGAUGAGUUGCAGCAGAGACUACAGGUGAUAACUGAGCAAACUCAACAUGCAAAGCCAAGAAACGUUAUUAGUUCAAAGGAUGGUCUCUCUUACAGGUUAUAUCAGCUUUUGGAAGGAGAAAAUAAACAACAACAAUUGUUUAAAACGUACAAAAGCCUAGAGCAGAUGGCUCGGAAGUUAAAGCAGGACUGUGCUACAGCACAAGAUGAGCUAGCAGCGUCUUCUCAAGAAGAAUCUCUCCUUUUGUCCAAGCUAGAAAGUGAUGUAAAUACCCUUUAUGAUGCUCUGUAUCAUGGAGGAAAUGAGAUCCAACUUAGCAGUCGGGAACUUACUGACCAGUUUCAUCAACUGGAAGUUGAUUUACGUCAACUAAAUCAACUCCUUAUGGAUCUGAUUGCUGAUGUAAAGUCAAAGAGAUCCUUUUUAGCGUCCAGUAAGCUGCAUCAGAUGGAAAGAAACUUGUAUGUGUAUUUUUUAAAAGAUGAAGCCCACUUGAAAGAAGUGGUGGAGAAGCUUGAGCAGCAAUCUGAGGCUAAAGCUAGUGGUCUGGAAGAUUAGAAUUUUACCACUGGUGGAGUUCUUAAUGUUUAAACUUCAGUGUACUCUUAAGAAAGGAAAACAUGUUAAUGUAAACUGUCUACAAGCUUAUAGAAUAAGUAUUGGCUUAUCAAGGCUAACAUUUAUCCAUCGUUGCAAUGUUAUGUUUAACUGCCACCGUUACCAAAUUUGGAUUGUACACUGCUUUAUGGCUUUUGGCACCUGCCCGCCGAGUUCAGAUCUCAGUUUUAUUCAAGUUCUUUGAUAUGAAGUAAUACAUUGGUUAUCUGAAUGAAUUACAUUCAGGCUGCUCUUCUGCUAGCCUGUAUUCUGAUUUCCACUGCACACCACAUAGCAUAAAAAGGAGCGUUUUGUACCCUUGAGAAGUUUUCUUGCAUGCUAAGAACCUUUGAUAUGUGAACUGAUAAAUAAAUAUUCCAGAUUUUGCAACAUGAAUGUAAUGUGCUCAUUCUGAAGAAGAGAGUUCUCCAAGGCAGAUAUUACAUGAUUGUUUCCCUCACAGGUCUCCUAAGAAGAUUUAGUUUUGUUAGAAGUGUGUUGGAAUAUGUGCCAGAAUCUGUUUGAAGUACCAAGGCCAUCUGUUUUAGGACCAUCCUGUUAACUCUUAAUUUCACUUAUGGCCUAUCUUCUCUAUUGAAAUCAGUCCUUACUCAUACUAGGUUCUUCAAAGAAAAAUAAUUUUUAAUUUACCUUUGGGACUUCUGAGUCUGCCCUAUAAUUUAUGAUGAUAGACAUUUCAGUACAGAGUCCUGAUGAUGCUUUCAUACUUCUGCUUUCAUGUGCAUUGUUGACUGUUUAUCAAAUUUUUAUAUAGCUUCUUAAUAUACCAGUGGAACUAAAUAGGCUUUUAUAGUGUAAUUUCAGUCUUUCAUAUUUUGAUGGGAUUAUCUGUGCUUGCUUUCAAGUGUUGUACAUACUGAUGAAGGUUAGUAAAUUAGCUUAAACUUCGGUAACAGCAGUGUUAAAACUAUUUUGAUGGCAGACUUUUAACUUGUGAAUAUAACUUUAUUUUUCAGUGUUUAAAUUUUGUGUUUAACUUAACAGUUGAAUGUCUUAAUUUCUGGAUUUCAUCCUGCUUAACUUUAUACAUUGUGUUUAUUAUUAAAUGCCAAGCACUCUAAAUUCAGUUCAG
This is a messenger RNA of Athene cunicularia (burrowing owl), 3559 nucleotides long. It is a transcript of the gene HAUS3, whose product is annotated as HAUS augmin like complex subunit 3. Gene Ontology annotation, cellular component: HAUS complex; centrosome; mitotic spindle. The record is from RefSeq and is a predicted model, not a curated record. Gene Ontology annotation, biological process: spindle assembly; centrosome cycle. The coding region runs from base 607 to 2427 and encodes 606 amino acids. NCBI's taxonomy places the organism in Eukaryota, Metazoa, Chordata, Aves, Strigiformes, Strigidae. The transcript has 4 exons.